Messenger RNA from Cherax quadricarinatus, 7237 nucleotides. Its product is annotated as FERM and PDZ domain-containing protein 3. Gene Ontology annotation, molecular function: protein binding. Gene Ontology annotation, cellular component: cytoskeleton. Gene Ontology annotation, biological process: signal transduction. The record is from RefSeq and is a predicted model, not a curated record. NCBI's taxonomy places the organism in Eukaryota, Metazoa, Arthropoda, Malacostraca, Decapoda, Parastacidae.
CUUUGUGCCUUGGACGGGGGCGGAGGUGCGCACUCUGCUCCUCCCUCACCCUCGCCUCCGUGUACAGCUGCUCCCCAGGUUAUCAACAGCAUUUUGGAAGUGGUUUGAAAAAGAAGCACUUAACACAGUUUCUGGAAGACAUUGAUAAAAGAAUGAUUAUAUUGGAAAUGAAGUGAGUAAUCUGUGUGGUUUAAAGGAGUUUGUGAACGAAUAUCAGAUAUUAGUGUAGUGUAUUUUGAGUCGUGAGAAAUAUUGAAAAGCUGGAGUAGAUGAGAGUAGUGGUGAUGCGAGUAUCGUAUGAUCGGCAGUGAGAAAUAUAACCUCUGUGUAGCCAGCUGUGAGGGGCGUGACUUUCAUACAGGUGAUGAGAGAGAGAAUUGCACGAGCACAAAGGAGAGGAACAGUCCUCAUACAUAAUGAUAACUGUGAGUCUCAUACACUUGAGAGUGAUAGGUCAACAGUGACAGAACCAGCAGUGAUCGAGGGAACACUUCUCCACCCCAGUAAUUCUCAGCAGUUAUACGCUCAACAGUUAUAACCCCCAGCAGUGAUAGCUGGAACACUGCUCCACCCACAGUGAUACAGGGAGCAGUGGCUGGUGUAACGUUGGCAUGCGAGUGAGUAGAGGAAAGCAGAGGGGCGGCACCGUCAGCAGCAACAGCAGUAGCAGCAACAGGAGGAGAGGCAGGAGGAGGAGGAGCCGGGGAAGUUGGGGUGAUGCCCUCUGUGUAGAGGUUGGGGAGGAGGCGCUGCUGGGAAGGAGGAGGCAACUGGUAGCCCCCGUGCUCCUGCCCUCACCCACUCGGGGCACUGCCGAAGAUGGGUAUCACGUAGCUGAAGAUGGGAAACAAGCAUUCGAGUGCGAAAUGCCAAUGCCCCAAGAAUGGUAAGAAGAACAAGAGUCAACAUCUGCAGGAACAUCAUAGCCGCCAGCACAGUGCCCAGUGCAGGGAAGGGCAGCUCCUCAAGCAGCAGCAGCAACAGCAGCAGCAGCAGCAGCAACAACAACACAACAAUUUGCAACAACAGCAGCAACAACAGCAGCACCUCAACAACCACAGCAGCAUCCAACAGGAAAAGCUGUGCUUACAGAAGCUGCACAUCCCGUCACAUACUAAUGUUGUCCAUUGCAGAGCUGGUCAUGCGAGUCAGACAUCGUCUUGGUUACCUCCCCUGGAGAACUGGGAGGCUGGGGGCAGCGCUCUGCCUUACGGCUGGGAGGCAGCCACCGACAAGGAGGGCAAGCAGUACUUUAUAAAUCACCUGAACAAGACUACCACCUACGAGGACCCCAGGAAGGACUACCUGGACGAGCCCCCACAGCCUCGUCAGAUAGACCUAGUCAGGGAUCCCGAGAUGGGCUUCGGCUUCGUCGCCGGCUCCGAGAAGCCUGUCAUCGUCAGGUUCGUGACUGAGGGCGGCCCCAGCGAGGACAAACUACUGCCUGGGGACCAGAUCCUCAUGAUCAACGGUGAGGAUGUAAAGAAAGCUCCACGUGACCACGUCAUCCAGCUGGUCAGGUCCUGCAAGGAGAAGGUUCAACUCACCGUCACUCAGCCGCCUCUGGACAACUCUGCGAGGAAGUCUGCGCUGCUGAGCGCCGCCAAGAAGCAGAGGUUGAAGUCUAACCCGUCGAGGGUGAGGUUUGCCGAGAGCGUUGACAUCAACGGCUCACCCUCGUACUCUUUCCCCUCACAGCCGUCCAACUUCAACGCCAGCGAGUCGACGACGCCGUUCAUGCCGAACGUGCUCAAGGUGUUCCUUGAGAACGGUCAGACCAAGUCGUUCAAGUACGACUCGAGCACGACGGUGGGCGACGUGCUUGAUUCCCUGCACCAGAAGCUGGGCAUCAAGUGCCCGGAACACUUCUCCUUGGUAGUGGAGCAUGUGAAGAGCCUCAGGAGGAACAAGCUCACUAUACUGGACCCCAGGGAACCCCUUUCCAGGAUUGCAGCUCGGCCAGGCGCUCAGCAUUUAAGGUGUCUUUACCGAGUGACCUUCGUGCCGAGAGACGCCUACGACCUCCUGAGGAAGGAUUCCAUGGCCUUCGAGUACCUCUACCUGCAGUGCUGUAACGACGUCAUACAGGAGAGGUUCUCGCCUGAGCUGAAGUACGACGUGGCGCUGCGUCUUGCAGCUCUGCACAUCCAGCAACAUGCCCUCACCAACAACAUGUCAGCCAAAGUCUCCGUCAAGAACAUAGAGAGAGAUUGUGGCUUAGAGCGAUUCGUGCCCUCAUCUUUAGUAGACUCAAUGAAACGUAAGGAGCUCAGGAAACUGCUGUCCCAUUUCCUGAAGAUCAACAGUAAUUUAACGACUCAAGGACAAAAGCAAUUAACAGCAUUACAAGCCAAGCUCCAUUACCUCAAGAUUAUCUCUGAGCUCCCUUCGUACGGUGCCAAGUGCUUCUCCACCAACCUCAAGGACACCAACAUGGAGACUGUUAUAUUGAUAAGUCCAAGAUUUGGAAUCAGUCAAAUUACAGGCAUCAGAAAUAGUAUGGUGUUCGCUGUUCAUCUGUGUGGCACAGCAGCUGUGCCCGAGGCUCUGUGUGAGAUCGAGCAGGCCACAGGCGUGAGGGUGAGCCGGGAGGACGAACUCUCCUACCGUGUGGAGAUCUCUCUCAAGGACCCCGACAAGGAGAACUUGUUGCUGAGCCUUGAGGACCGUGACGCUGAAGAACUGGUACUGGUGUUGCAAGGGUACUACCGUCUACUGACCGAUAACCCACUACCAGUUACCCACGUCAGAGACCGCUACGCCCUCGACCAGGCUCCUCCGUACCACUCUCGACACAAGGUUCAGGCCACCAGCUGGAACUACGCCACUACCAAUGAGGAGGAAGAUCAUAGAGCCAUCGACCAAUCAGAACGCUACGUUGACCUCAGCUUUGCCCCUCCUUAUAAACCUCCACCAGAGGGCUACAAGGUGCCCAACGGUCACUUGCCAGGCCUGGACAUGGAUGAGACGGGGGUAUACGUCAACAGCCGCCGUCAUAAUAUUCUUGACUCCAACAUGAACAAAACGAAUUCAGUCUAUGAGAAUGCUAAUGACACGAGUAGUGCUAGUCCGACCCCUCCGCCCUAUGGCCACACAACGCACUCCCAUGGUAUGCCUGCACCCACCAGCCCAGCCCGUCAAAUCGCCGCCGACACCAAGAAGGUACACUUUAACCUGGCGGGGACCCAGGGCCACGGCGGCCAGGCUGACGAGCGUGUGUGUGAGGCCAGGAACGAGGAGGUGAUAAAGCGUGUGGCAGAGUUACAACAGCUAGUAGAAGAUGCUGAGAACUAUCUGAGUGACGCGGAUGGCGAAACAACCGAGACGGAGAGUGUCCGCUCGGACCAAUACGGCAGACUUAAGCACUCUGAUUCUCUCCUCCUUCUGACCCAGGGUCAGAAGCUAUUGCCAAAUGGCGAGGUAGUGGAGAGUGAAGAACGCUCAGGCAGUGAUACGGACUCGCAAUCAACACCCAAUCAGAGCCCAGCACACAGACCCGCUGCCAAGCCUCCGCAACGUCCCUCAUCAGUCCUCAAGCCAAGUGGGUCAUCCUUCGGCCUGCACUCUCCAGACAACUUGCCAAUCACUCUACAGAGCCGUGAAGAUGACAUCAAAGCUCUCAUUAAGCAGCUAGAAGAUAACUCUGGUCUUCCUUAUACCUUUGCAGAGGGUACACUUUAUCUUGACCCUGAUAUCAUUGACCUCACUAUGAUCCCGCCUCCUAUCACUCCAGAUGAGGAUGGCACGAAGGUGUUCCCUCCUCAAGUAAGUACACCGCCCACACCCUUUGCAGAUCGGGAAACUUUGGAAAAGGAACUGAAAGCCCUUGAGCAAGAUCUGGGUGACUUGAGGUCACUCACAAACCCCAGUUGGAUGGAGCAGGAGAGUGUAAACAGCUAUUCCGACUCUACCACCACAGCAAGUGAUACAGAGGACACUAUGUCUCUGAGCAGCUUGAAUACCAGUGUUGUCUCCAGUGACUUCUCUCCUGUAAAUGGUGCAGCUGUCAACAGAGUCUCGGGUAGCAAUGGAGGUAUCAAAGGCCCGAGCUUCACUUUAGCAGCACUUCGACAGCUAGGUAUUCACCUUGAGGAAGGUGAAGAUAUAGAUUCCUUCAUUGCAAAUCUUACCAUUCCACCACCACCUGAAGGAUGUGUAGACCUUCAGACGUGUGCUGAGAACCGCCGAAUAGGGAAUGAGUAUGACAUUUCUGCAUUUAUUAUCCCUCCCCCACCCACUUCAGAUGAGAGAGACAACAGGUCAUCAGAUAUCAUCCGAAGACUCUAUGAAGCCAAAGAAGGAAUUAGUAAGAUGGUGUGCGAGGACAGCAGUGAUAUUGAAGGCGGGGAGAAAGACCACGAAGUUGGCGAGGUGCGAGUCAGCUCGGAGACAGUGCCUAAGCGUACCAAUCUGGUGGGGAAGGUAGCAUCCCUUCAGAGGCGCUUUGAAGCUCCAAGGCCCACACAUGUUACUCCACCUAACUCUAGUGCCUCCAUAGACAAUCGACAGUUGCUACUGAAACUCAGCAAAGAAAGCUCUCACUCUCCAAGUGACUCCUCAGGUUAUGAUAGUCUCAGAUCAAAUAAUUCUAAUGUAGGACAUGAACUGGAUACCAAACUAGCACAGGCUUUGGAGGAAAAUGAUAAGAUGUUCAAAAGUUUUGACACUCUUAAGAGACAACAACUCAUUAGUGCCAAAGUGACAAGUGGAGGUCAGGAAAAAGGAAAUGAGAGCUGUGACUUUAAGCAUCCAUCUGUGAUGUCUAGAGUGCGAACAUUUAGUUCUGGAGGAAACUGGGGUACUGGUUCUCUUCAACGACCAUCAACUCUUCAGCGCCAAAUGACUGUGCCAACCAGUAAGGCAGAGGUGAAGGAAGAGGAUUCUUCACCUCCUCCUCCUCCUCCUCCACGCACUCCUAUCACUCGAACUGGCACUUUGACAAACCCAAAGAAAUCAAAGCCUUUUCCUCCCACUUCAAAAAUUCAAAGAAGCAUUUCCAUGAGCACUGGUAACUUAUCAAAAUCUGUUUCACAAGAUGACAUGACAAGUCACUCUAGUUAUAACACCAUCCUAAAGUCACCAACAAAGAAUACAGUGUCUUCAGCUUCCAGUGAAGACAUCAGUGAAGCCAAAGCCUCCCCAGGAUCACCCUCCAAACAGAGUGUAGCUUCCAGUAAUGACUCCCUCACAUCCUCCUCCAGUAUGGUGACUGUCAAAUCAGCCUCACUCAAAAGCCUUGACAAUGAUGAGGACCCUCCAGAACUGCCCCCAAGAAAUGGAGCUAAAGCUGCCAUGAAGCCCCCUCUUCCAAGAAGCUCAUCACAGGAUAAUGUGAAGGCAGCUCUACAGAAUAAAGGCCUGCGUUCACCUUCACCAGCGCGCAAGGCAAUAAGGAGCCCCUCACCAGAUAAUACUGAACGGCCACCUUCGGUGCCUUCAAGACUUCGCAAGCCACAGCUUAGCCCAACAACUUCUCCAACAAAUAAUUUACCAGGUACACACCGUCCUCGUCCUUCAGGCAAAUUAAAUGCACCUGCACCUUCCAAUAGUAAGGCUUCUGCAACCAGUCCAACGUCCCCUCGAGGUGGGAAUCGUUCUCCUCAGAAAAGUCCUAAAGUUAGUUGUAAGCCUGCUGCCACAGAGGAGCUCAAGCCUCAGCUUCCUGCUAAAACAAGUCAGUCACCAGCUAGACGAGUUCCUGCAUCGCCACCAACCACUAAUGGCGUAAAAAGUCCCAUAAGAGGCACAGACAAAAACUCAUCUUCUAGAUUGCCCAGACCAGAUAAUGCCAGUGUAGCCCUUAAGAAUAGCCUUAAUCAAGAAGUUGCUCCUCUUCAGACAUCCUCACCAAAACUCUCGCCUAAAAACAAGAUGGUCAAUGGGAAGACUCCAAAUGGUAUGGAUCUAGAUGAUUCUUUAGACUCUGGUAGCUUUGACCAAGAUUCAUUAGAAGAAGCAGAAGACAUCGAGGUAAUGCCUCCAGCUUCAAGAGAUGCCUUCCGUCGUUUUACAGUAGUAGUUAGUCAAUCCCUAAAGUCCUUAACAGAGAUGGCAGCAGUUUGCACAGAAGCACAACGUUCUGGAGGUACUGCAACUCAAGAUGAAACAAAAUUCCAGGAAGCCAGAGAGGCCCUAACAAGUGAAUCAAGACAGUUUGUAACAGCUUCCAAAUUAUUUGUCAAGUCAGCUACAGAAUCAGAAGAUACUCUAUUGCAGUGCCUGGCUACAUGUGUAACCCUGAUGCAGCGCAUGGUGGACGUUACUCAACAAGUGGUACGGCACACAACGACCCCCCUCCAGACGCAAAAUGUCGUAGUCAAGGUGAGGGAUGUAGCAACCACCUACCAGUCCACUGUACGGGCAGCACUCUCUGCUGCUGGCCGGGGAAUGGACCACCCUUCCAUGAACACCCUCAUGACUCAGGCCACCAACCUGGCUGGUGUACUCACUGCUCUCAUGCGUACACUCAGAGUAUUUAGUCCAUGAGUCCUUAAAAACUAUGAUUUCUCAUAUAGUUUCAUAGACUUGUGCAUUAUCAUAUUUUAAUUAAUAUUUAAAGUAAAUGACUAUAAAAAUUGCCACUGACAGUGCAAUGGAUGGAAACUUACAAAAAGUACUUAAUGUAUUUACACGUUUGUAGAUAUAGAAGUAGCAACAAAUGAUAUGCAUAAUGUCAACCAUUUUAGCCUGACCAGUUUCUGUAAAUAAUGAUAGAAAUCUCAGGUAUUAUGAAGAGUUUGGAGAACAGGAGCAUCAGCGCACCAGCUGAAAACGCAAGCCUUUAGGACGGGUGAUCAAGUUGGGACAGUUGGAGGGUAACCUAACCAUUAAUAGAGUUGUAUAUUUCAAUACAAUGAUACAAGAUAAUUGUGUGUAUAAUGCCUAACUUGCCCAGUCUUGCAUUUGAAGAUAACUUUCAAAGUGUAUGUUUGUAUCUCAAAUGUACUUAUCAGUGAUUAUUUGAGUUAUUUUUUUAUUACAAGUUUGUCAUGAUUUGGAACUGUUGUCUUUUUUAUUUUAUUUGUAUUUGUUAUGUACCAGUAACUCAAACAUUUCUUCUAUUUUCACACUAAUCUAAAAAUCAUUUGAGUCCCACACUUGUGUCCCUCUGUUGAUGUAUAUAAUGUCUGUACAGCAAAAUAACCUUGUGACAUGUCAGCCCCCAGUUAGGAGUUGUAAUUCAGUGUUUUUUUAGUGUAACUGCUGUAUUUUAUGCUAAAUAUAGUGUUACAGAGUA